AGGACGUGGAUUUGUCAUUCUACCUACCCUCGCUUUUCCUGCAAGUGGAGAAUUUCAUUCUCUGCCAGGUAUUUUAUGGUAGUUCAGGUUUUCUACGAAGCACGUUCAGAUAAGACAGCACGAACAGAUAAGAGAGUAAAUCGUGAGGAAAGUUGUUCCUGGAUUUUGAGAAAAGUGCACAGGAACUCGAAAAGGGUGGUAAAGAACGUGGUUUGACGCCAGGAUCGUGAAUAGGAUAGGAUUUGAAAGUAUAAGAAAAAUUGUAUUCGUUGGUCUAUAAAAAAUAGUAUUCGUUGGUCUAUACUUUGUUUAGUGACGUCACAUAUUUUUUCUGAGUCUGCUUCUUGCAAGAAAAAUGCCACGUCAUUUCCGCAACAUCGAGCUUCGCAAAGAGCUCAAGAAGCGCUUGGGUAAGCUGAAGAGCUGCAACACGAAGUACAAUACGCUUGUGCCGCGCAUCGCUAAUGGCCGUGCCUCUCGUGCGCAGGCUGAUCGCUUAGGCGAGCUGAUCGACGAAGGGAAGUUCCAGGCUCGUAAGGUGCUGAGUUGCGGUCUGAAAAUCAUGAAGAUUGAGGGGAAUCUGAUGAUGAAUCAGCAGAACUUUGGAGCCUUAUUGGGUGGCAACAACAACAGUAUUGCGGCUGGUGUUAACAACAACAACCAGGGUGGAUUUUGGGAUGGUGUGUUGGCUCAGGCUGAUCCGGCUCUGCAGCAGCUUUUGGGCUACACGGGCCCGGCGAAUGGUGCUCCUGCUGUCGCUGCUCCCGGAGGUGGAGCUGUUCCUGGAGGUGGAGCAGUUCCUGGAGGUGGAGCUGUUCCUGCAGGGGCAGCUGCUCUUGGCGGUGGUGUUGCAGCUGCUGGGAAUUUAUCUGCUGAUUCUGCAGAGGAAAUUGGUCCGGGUGACUCCACUCCGGAUUUGUGAGCUGUUGCUGUGUGAUGCAGCGACGUUUACUCUGUUUUUGGCUAGAAGGGUGUAGCAGCGGGAUAUGUGAGGAGCUGAAGCAAUUUGCCGUUAAGGCUGGAGCAAGUCGAAUUGCGAGCAGAGAAAGCAACUUGAGUCGUUUCUACUUGUCUAAAGCACAUAAAGAUAAUUGAUUAUGGAUACGUCCAUCGUGCGGGGGAAGUACUACACGUGGCUAUCUGUUGAGGAUAUAUGGUUCUGUUUAGGAAGUAUGUGAGGGAUCUCAAUGCAUUUGAGGAGGCUUUGCAUUGGUAUGGCGCGGAGACCUAUUUCGUCAGAAAAAUAUACUGUGAAGAUUUUUUAUGCCGGCUGUUUCACAUUGACGGAUUUGCAAUCUGCGAGAAAAUAUAUGAUUUUGCCUUCUUUCAGUGGAGCUUGUGCUGGUGAUGUUCUAAUUGAAAUGAUUUGAAC
This is a messenger RNA of Amoebophrya sp. A25, 1372 nucleotides long. NCBI's taxonomy places the organism in Eukaryota, Dinophyceae, Syndiniales, Amoebophryaceae. The record is from the annotation of a GenBank genome assembly.